GUCACAUCCCCCCCCGCGUUGACUCAUCCAGCGAGCGGUUUAAGACUAAAAACCGACUUCAGAAACAAGAACUCUGAGACAGACGGGCGAGGGACGAGCUGUCGACGGACAGAUACGGCGGUGCCGCCAUUUUUGACCGGACUGGUAAAGGUGAACGUUAACGUCUUUUAGCCCCGACACGGACACGGCACAGGUGCACCGCGUCGAAUGACGUACAGCGUUAAUUGGGAUUCGUUGUCAACCCGACACCGAAAUCAGGGAUUUGAACUGGAGCCACAUCAGCUGCCACAAAGUUCAAGACGGGAGAGCAGCCCGCCUCUCCUUCUCCUCCUCCUCCUCCCCCUCUCCACCUGUUUCACCCACCCCGUCUCUCUCCUUUAAUCACUCUCUCCACCCUCACCCCCGCUUUUGUCUUUACUACUCCUCCAUCCUUCCACAUCUUGCCACGCCACAACCACCACCCCAGCCCAAAAAUGGCAUCGGCGCAGGAAGAGGAGUUGAGCGUUUUGCAGGAGGAGCUCACUUGCCCAGUGUGCUUGGAUGUGUACCGUGACCCCCACCUGCUCCCCUGUGGCCACAAUUUUUGCUUGACCUGCCUCCGUCGCCUCAAGCGGCAGGCAGAGCGGGGCCGCUUCCGGUGCCCUGAGUGCCGCGACAGCCAUCGUAUCAGCACCAGUUUCCAGAAGAACUUUAAGCUUGCCAAUAUCGCCGAGGACUUCCGGCGCCGGGGCAGGGCCUUCACCGCCACUGCUUCGGCAUCAACAGAGCCGCACUUACUCCCUUUGGUGGCACAGCCACACAAGACCCUGUUGUCUGUCCCGUGUGACUACUGCCCUCCGGCAGGGGCUGAGGCAACGGGCAACAGGCCCGAUGGGGAAGAGGCCCCCGGUGCCUCAGGGGAACAGGGCACGACAGUGUCCACGCUGGCUAUCAAGACCUGUCUGAAAUGCGAGGUUUCGAUGUGCCAGGAUCAUGUGAGGCCGCACCUGGAGCUCCCGGCAUUCCGCGAGCACCCGCUGACAGAACCGCUGAACGACUUGAGGAAGAGGAAGUGCCCAGAUCAUGAUGAGAUGUACAGAUACUACUGUAUGGAUGAAAAGGUAUGCGUAUGCAAUGCCUGCACAAUUGAGGGAGGUCACUCAGGACACACAAUCAAGACCCUGAAAAACACUAUGAAAGAUUUUAAGGGUGUGCUGGAUAAGCAGCUCUACCGGCUGGAGAGGAUGUACAGCACAGCAGAGAAAAAGCUCCAUGAACAGAAAGAGAAGGAGAGACAGAACAGGAAGUUCCUGGAGGAUUCUGAGCAGUACGUAACCAGACUGGGAGAAGAGAUGAAGGUCAAAGUGGAUGUCUUUGUCUCUACGUUGCUGGACUGGACACGGAUCCACUGCGCAUCCAAUGGGCCGGCCAUCCAGAAGAACAUGUCCCGGCUCUGCCUGGACCAGGCCCGUCUGCACGAGGUCCGCGUUGGCAUUGAGGGCCUCAUGGUGGAGAACGACCCGUUCCGCUUCAUAGACGCAUAUAAGACAGCAGGAAAGCACUGCCGUAGACAGCUAAAGAAGAGUAUGUUUUACCCAGAAUACGUUGACAUGGAUAAAGAUGUUCUUGGAGCCACAAUGAAAGAGGAAAUGAUGAAAUUUCUCAAUGUGGAACUUCACUCUCCUAUUGUCCACACCAUCAAUUCCCUGUGUUACGAGGAGGAAGAGCACGAGGAGAACGAAGAGGAGGAGGAGGAGGAGGAGGAGGAUGACGACGAUGAUGAUGAUGACAGCAGCGAAGAGGAGGAAGAAAUGAGGAGUGAGGGAGAGGAAGAAGAGGGGGAACCUGACCAGAGUGAGUCAGCGGACGACAUCUAUACCCCAGAGGGCGAGGAGGAGGAUGAUGAGGAUGAGGAUGAUGGCGAGGAUGAGGAAGAUGAGGGCGUUUAGUUGUGUUGAGGAUAGCUUUGAUUUGUACUUCCUUAAGAACAUUUUGAAAUUAAAACCCAGCUUUGGAUCUUCCCCCAUGCGUUUUGAGAUCCUCCAGUGUGCAACAGGUUAUGAGCAAACUUUUGACAUGGGUGUUUUGACAUCUGUUAGGAUGAUCUCAACUUAGAAUUGCCCUUUCUAGCAAAAUCUUGAAAUGCCACUCCAAGUCAAGAACCGCAUUUGCCAAAUCCAAAUUUGAAAUCCUCCGAGCUGAGAUGACCAACUGGAUGUUAAAAAAAGGCUCUAAGUGCACUGUACUCAAAACUAGUUUUGCACAGAGCAUGUGCUAAUGUAAAAUUUUUCCUGAACCUCUUUUGCAUACUGCUUUAGAUGCAUUUAAUAUUAAAAGAUAUCUGCUGUAAUUCCUCAAGAAUAUGAAUGUAUUUGUGGGGGGGGGUGUGAAACGGGCAAUUUCUUUUCAGGGAAACUCAGAAAACCUCAAGAUGGAUGUGGCGAAGUCUUUGUUGAUACUGGUGGCAUUUGCCUGAUGCUUAAUUCCUGAAUCCUUGAACAAGCUUUUUGUCUCCCACUGCAAGAUUUUGAUUUGGUAGUACCAAAUGGAGACCAUGUCUACAAGCUAAUACUAAUGCAUUUUGAAGGACCAACAAUAGCUACAUUGACCUAAUUUGUAAUGUCUAAAAGAAAUUUAACUCAAGCACCUCUGUCAUAAGAGAUGUUGGCUAUUCUGCAUUAUGUCAUUACCUUGUUUACUCUGCUGAAAUAUUGAUCUUUUGGAAUUAUUUGACAUAAACAUUGUAGGCUUGGCAAUUAAAAAUUGAGUAAUUCCUGGGCGUUCCCCAGUUUUUCGUACCUAAAGAACCCUGUUUAUGAGUACUCUUAAAAACAUUGCCUUGCCUAAAUAAUUGGUGUAAAGUAGAUAUCUUCUAUAGUCUGACUCUGCAACAAGCACAUGUGAACUGGCCUGCUUGAUUUGGGUUCUUGAGUGAGGACGGUCUUAUUUUUUGUUCCUUUUAUUUAAACCAAAGUUUGAUAUUGAAAACCAAAGACUCGGGUUUGUAUGCAUGCAUGGGUACUAGUAAAAUGUUAUUUGCUUGAAAUGGUUUAUGAAAAAAAAACACUGCACUGUAUUCUGUAUGUUAAUGAUUUACAUACUGUAGGCUACAAUAUGACUUUUCACUUUAAUGGUUGUGCUUAAAGUACACUGAAUUGUUUAAAAUGUCCUAAAUGUAUUUCUAUGCACUUACCAGAAUAUUAUCCUAUAAAUAUCAGAUUCAGUUGUGGUGGAAAUGUUGCACUUUAUUACGGAAAUAUGAUAUAUCUGGCUUAAAGCAUUUGAAUGUUACAGUUGUAUUUUGACAUGGGUGAUUAAGAGAGCCAAACUGAAAAUAAGGCCAACCCUUUAA
Molecule: messenger RNA, 3331 nt
Organism: Lampris incognitus (smalleye Pacific opah)
Lineage: Eukaryota; Metazoa; Chordata; Actinopteri; Lampriformes; Lampridae
Exons: 8
Coding region: 474-1928 (484 amino acids)
Molecular function (GO): zinc ion binding
Source: RefSeq, a predicted model, not a curated record